Microcebus murinus (gray mouse lemur) is the source of this 1201-nucleotide messenger RNA. RefSeq names its product cytochrome b561 family member D2 (gene CYB561D2). Gene Ontology annotation, cellular component: endoplasmic reticulum. Gene Ontology annotation, molecular function: transmembrane monodehydroascorbate reductase activity. The record is from RefSeq and is a predicted model, not a curated record. NCBI's taxonomy places the organism in Eukaryota, Metazoa, Chordata, Mammalia, Primates, Cheirogaleidae.
GCCUCCGCGACGGAGGCGGCGACGCGUGCGGCAGGGCCCCGAAUAUUCAGCUUUCUUUGGAGAAAAACCACUGCAUCGGGGCGGCGCUGCGGGUGGCGUUCCCGUCGGUGACGGCGUGAUGCACGCUGGGAUUUGUAGUCUUCCAUGGCCUUGCGCAUCCUACCUGGAAUGUGGACCAGGGAUUAUUAAUACCGGUUCAGAUAAAGGCUACAGUUGCCGGCCCGGCUGACCAUGGCCCUUUCUGCGGAGACCGAGUCACACAUCUACCGAGUUCUGCGCACUGCCUCUGGGGCUGCCGCCCACUUUGUGGCCCUGGGCUUUACCAUCUUUGUGGCUGUGCUUGCCAGGCCUGGCUCCAGCCUGUUCUCCUGGCACCCCGUGCUUAUGUCUUUGGCUUUCUCCUUCCUGAUGACCGAGGCACUACUGGUGUUCUCUCCUGAGAGUUCACUGCUGCGCUCCCUCUCACGCAAGGGCCGAGCACGCUGCCACUGGGUACUGCAGCUCCUGGCCCUGCUAUGUGCUCUGCUGGGCUUCGGCCUUGUCAUCGUCCACAAAGAGCAACUUGGCAAAGCCCACCUGGCCACACGGCAUGGGCAGGCAGGGCUGCUAGCUGUGCUGUGGGCAGGGCUGCAGUGCUGUGGUGGGGUGGGGCUGCUCUACCCCAAACUGCUGCCCCGAUGGCCCUUGGCAAAGCUCAAGCUAUACCAUGCCACUUCUGGGCUGGUGGGCUACCUGCUGGGUAGUGCCAGCCUCUUGUUGGGCAUGUGCUCACUCUGGUUCACUGCCACUGUCACUGGUGGGGCCUGGUACCUGGCUGUGCUAUGCCCUGUCCUCACCAGCUUGGUCAUUAUGAACCAGGUGAGCAAUGCCUACCUAUACCGCAAAAGGAUCCAACCAUGAGCUCCCAGCAUAGGGGAGACCUGGAUUUGCCCUAUACUGUAGGAGCUGGGGUUGGGACACCCUGGACUCUUUCAGCUGACUUGGACACCGCAGGCACUGGCUUGGUCAAGGAUAGGCCUGUGUGUGACAUUUUUGCUUCUUAUGCUAGAGUGUCUCCCUUUUCCUUCUCUCCAUCAUCGCAGAGGAACAUACAGAUCAUGUACCUGGAUGAAGUUGGGGUUGCAAGACUGCCUCCCCAGCAAUGCAGCUCAUAUUUGUACUGGUAUAUCCAGAAAUUUCAGGAGAAAAAAUAAAAUAAAAU